AAGCUGCUCCGCGCUUCUACGUCAGACCCGACCUCAGGGGCCGUCGUAAAAGUGUCGCCCGCGACUCUCCGACGGGCCACAGGUUUCUUCUUCCCUCUGGCUGGGGUCGGGAGCCGCUGGCACUAAAUUCCCUUAAGAUGGCGGACGAGGAGGCCGAAGGUGCGGAGAGGAUGGAAGUCAGCACCGAGUUGCCCCAAGCCCCGCAGCGACAGGCAUCAUGGUGGGAUCAGCAAGUUGACUUUUAUAUUGCUUUCUUGCAUCAUUUGGCACAGUUGGUGCCAGAAAUUUAUUUUGCUGAAAUGGACCCAGACUUGGAAAAGCAAGAAGAGAAUGUGCAGUUAUCAAUAUUUACUCCAUUGGAAUGGUACUUAUUUGGAGAAGAUCCAGCUAUUUGCUUAGAGAAAUUGAAACACAGUGGAGCUUUUCAACUCUGUGGGAAGGUUUUCAAAAGUGGAGAGACAACAUAUUCUUGUAGGGACUGUGCAAUUGAUCCAACAUGUGUACUCUGUAUGGACUGCUUCCAGAAUAGUGUUCAUAAAAAUCAUCGCUACAAGAUGCAUACUUCCACUGGAGGAGGGUUUUGUGACUGUGGAGAUACAGAGGCCUGGAAAACUGGCCCCUUUUGUAUGAAUCAUGAACCUGGAAGAGCAAGUACCACAAAGGAGAAUUCGCAUUGUCCAUUGAAUGAAGAGGUAAUUGCUCAAGCCAGGAAAAUAUUUCCUUCAGUGAUAAAAUACAUUGUAGAACUGACUAUAUGGGAAGAGGAAAAACAACUGCCUCGUGAACUACGGAUAAGGGAGAAAAAUGAAAGAUACUAUUGCGUUCUUUUCAAUGAUGAGCACCACUCAUAUGACCACGUCAUAUACAGUCUGCAGAGAGCCCUCGACUGUGAACUUGCAGAGGCCCAGUUGCAUACCACUGCCAUAGACAAAGAGGGUCGUCGGGCUGUCAAAGCAGGUACUUAUGCGGCUUGCCAGGAAGCAAAAGAAGAUAUAAAGAGUCAUUCAGAAAAUGUUUCUCAACAUCCACUUCAUGUAGAAGUAUUACAUUCUGAAGUUAUGGCUCAUCAAAAAUUUGCUUUGCGUCUUGGUUCCUGGAUGAACAAAAUUAUGAGCUAUUCAAGUGAUUUUAGACAGAUAUUUUGCCAAGCAUGUCUUAGAGAAGAACCUGGCUCUGAGAAUCCCUGUCUCAUAAGCAGGUUAAUGCUUUGGGAUGCAAAGCUGUAUAAAGGUGCCCGUAAGAUCCUUCAUGAAUUGAUCUUCAGCAGUUUUUUUAUGGAGAUGGAAUACAAAAAACUCUUUGCUAUGGAGUUUGUGAAGUAUUAUAAACAACUGCAGAAAGAAUAUAUCAGUGACGACCAUGACAGGAGCAUUUCUAUAACUGCACUCUCAGUUCAGAUGUUCACUGUGCCUACUCUGGCUCGACAUCUUAUUGAAGAGCAGAAUGUUAUCUCUGUCAUUACUGAAACUCUGCUAGAAGUUUUACCUGAGUACUUGGACAGGAACAAUAAAUUCAACUUCCAGGGGUAUAGCCAGGACAAACUGGGAAGAGUAUAUGCAGUAAUAUGUGACCUAAAGUAUAUCCUGAUCAGCAAGCCCACAAUAUGGACAGAAAGAUUAAGAAUGCAGUUCCUUGAAGGUUUUCGAUCUUUUUUGAAGAUUCUUACCUGCAUGCAGGGAAUGGAAGAAAUCAGAAGACAGGUUGGGCAACACAUUGAAGUAGAUCCUGACUGGGAGGCUGCCAUUGCUAUACAGAUGCAGCUGAAAAAUAUUUUACUUAUGUUCCAAGAGUGGUGUGCCUGUGAUGAAGAACUCUUACUGGUGGCUUAUAAAGAAUGUCACAAAGCUGUGAUGAGGUGCAGCACAAGCUUCACGACUGGUAGCAAGACAGUAAUCCAGCUGUGUGGUCAUACUUUGGAAACCAAGUCCUACAGAGUAUCUGAGGAUCUUGUGAGCAUACAUCUGCCACUCUCUAGGACUCUUGCUGGUCUUCACAUACGUUUAAGCAGAUUGGGUGCUGUGUCAAGACUGCAUGAAUUUGUACCUUUUGAGGACUUGAAAGUAGAGGUACUUGUGGAAUAUCCUCUGCGUUGUCUGGUGUUGGUUGCCCAGGUAGUUGCUGAGAUGUGGCGAAGAAAUGGGCUGUCUCUCAUUAGCCAGGUAUUUUAUUAUCAAGAUGUUAAGUGCAGAGAAGAAAUGUAUGAUAAAGAUAUUAUCAUGCUUCAGAUUGGUGCAUCUUUAAUGGAUCCCAACAAGUUUUUGUUACUUAUUCUUCAGAGGUAUGAGCUUACUGAUGCUUUUACCAAGACUAUAUCCACAAAAGACCAGGAUUUGAUUAAGCAGUAUAAUACAUUAAUAGAAGAAAUGCUUCAGGUCCUCAUCUAUGUUGUGGGAGAGCGAUAUGUGCCUGGAGUGGGAAAUGUGACCAAAGAAGAGGUCACAAUGAGAGAAAUUGUUCACUUGCUUUGUAUCGAACCCAUGCCACACAGUGCUAUUGCCAAAAAUUUGCCUGAGAAUGAAAAUAAUGAAACUGGCUUAGAGAAUGUCAUAAACAAAGUGGCCACAUUUAAGAAACCAGGUGUAUCAGGCCAUGGAGUUUAUGAACUGAAAGACGAAUCACUGAAAGACUUUAAUAUGUACUUUUAUCAUUACUCCAAAACACAGCACAGCAAGGCUGAACAUAUGCAGAAGAAAAAGAGAAAACAAGAUAAUAAAGAUGAAGCAUUGCCACCACCACCACCUCCUGAGUUCUGUCCUGCUUUCAGCAAGGUGAUUAACCUUCUCAGCUGUGAUGUUAUGAUGUACAUUCUCAGGACCAUAUUUGAACGGGCAGUAGACACAGACUCUAGCUUGUGGACUGAAGGAAUGCUCCAAAUGGCAUUCCACAUUCUGGCACUGGGUCUACUGGAAGAGAAGCAGCAGCUUCAAAAAGCUCCUGAAGAAGAAGUAACAUUUGACUUUUACCAUAAAGCUUCAAGAUUAGGAAGUUCAGCCAUGAAUGCUCAGAAUAUACAAAUGCUUUUGGAAAAACUCAGAGGAAUUCCCCAGUUAGAAGGCCAGAAGGACAUGAUAACAUGGAUACUCCAGAUGUUUGACACAGUGAAGCGAUUAAGAGAAAAAUCUUGUUUAAUUGUCGCAACUACUUCAGGAUUGGAAUCUGUGAAGAAUGAUGAGAUUAUUCAUGAUAAAGAAAAAGCAGAAAGAAAAAGAAAAGCUGAAGCUGCUAGGCUGCAUCGCCAGAAAAUCAUGGCUCAAAUGUCCGCCUUACAGAAGAACUUCAUUGAAACUCACAAACUUAUGUAUGACACCACAUCAGAAAUGCCUGGGAAGGAGGACUCUGUCAUGGAGGAAGACAGCACCCCAGCAGUUAGUGACUACUGCAAAAUUGCUUUGGGUCCUAAACGGGGUCCAACUAUUACUGAAAAGGAGGUGUUGACAUGCAUCCUCUGCCAAGAAGAACAAGAGGUGAAAAUAGAAAAUAAUGCCAUGGUAUUAUCAGCCUGUGUUCAGAAGUCUACUGCCUUAACCCAGCACAGGGGAAAACCCAUAGAACUCUCAGUGGAGACCCUGGACCCACUUUUCAUGGAUCCAGACUUGGCAUAUGGAACUUAUACAGGAAGCUGUGGUCAUGUAAUGCACGCAGUGUGCUGGCAGAAGUACUUCGAAGCUGUGCAGCUGAGUUCUCAGCAGCGGGUCCAUGUGGACCUGUUUGACUUGGAGAGUGGAGAGUACCUCUGCCCUCUGUGCAAGUCUCUGUGCAACACUGUGAUUCCCAUUAUCCCUCUGCAACCGCAAAAGAUAAACAGGGAGAAUGCAGAAGCUCUUGCUCAACUUUUGACCUUGGCACAGUGGAUACAGACGGUUCUGGCCAGAAUAUCAGGUUAUAAUAUGAAACAUACUAAAGGAGAAAACCCAAUACUUCCUAUGUUGUUUGAUCAAGGGAUGGGAGAUUCUACUUUGGAGUUCCAUUCUAUCCUGAGUUUUGGAGUUCAGUCUCUGAUCAAGUAUUCUAAUAGUAUCAAGGAAAUGGUCAUUCUCUUUGCCACAACAGUGUAUAGAAUUGGACUGAAAGUGCCUCCUGAUGAAAUGGAUCCUCGAGUCCCCAUGCUGACCUGGAGCACAUGUGCUUUCACUGUCCAGGCAAUUGAAAACCUAUUGGGAGAUGAAGGAAAACCCCUUUUUGGAGCUCUUCAAAAUAGGCAGCACAAUGGUCUGAAAGCAUUAAUGCAGUAUGCAGUUGCACAGAGGGUUACCUGUUCUCAGGUCCUGAUACAGAAGCAUCUGGUUCGUCUCCUAUCAGUUGUGCUUCCUAACUUAAGAUCAGAAGAUACACCAUGCCUUCUAUCUAUAGAUCUAUUUCAUGUUUUGGUAGGUGCUGUGCUGGCAUUCCCAGCUUUGUAUUGGGAUGACACUGUCGAUCUACAGCCUUCAUCAAUUAGUUCUGCCUAUAACCAACUUUAUCUCUUCCAUCUGAUCACCAUGGCACACAUGCUUCAGAUAUUUCUUACAAUAGACACAGGACUUCCCAUUUCUCAGGAGGAAGAAGAUAGUGAGGAAGCUCAUUCUGCAUCUUCUUUCUUUGCAGAAAUUUCCCAGUUUAUGAGCGGCUAUGCUGGGCACAGUGUCCCAGGCUGGUACCUGUGGGCUUCCCUGAAGAGUGGCAUCACCCCAUACCUGCGCUGUGCUGCCUUGUUCUUUCACUACGUACUUGGGGUGACUCCACCUGAGGAGCUGUUCACCAAUUCUGCCGAGGGAGAAUAUAGUGCACUAUGUAGCUAUCUGUCCUUACCCACAAAUUUGUUCCUGCUCUUCCAAGAAUACUGGGAUACUGUAAGGCCCUUGCUCCAGAGGUGGUGUACAGAUCCUGCCUUACUGAACUUCCUGAAGCAGAAAAGCACCGUGGUGAGAUAUCCUAGAAAAAGAAAUAGUUUGAUAGAGCUUCCUGAUGACUACAGUUGCCUCCUGAAUCAGGCUUCUCAUUUCAGGUGUCCACGGUCUGCAGACGAUGAGCGCAAGCAUCCUGUCCUCUGUCUUUUCUGUGGGGCCAUCCUGUGUUCUCAGAACAUCUGCUGCCAAGAAAUCGUGAAUGGGGAAGAGGUCGGAGCUUGUAUUUUUCAUGCACUUCACUGUGGAGCGGGAGUUUGCAUUUUCCUCAAAAUCAGAGAAUGCAAAGUGGUCCUGGUCGAAGGUAAAGCCAGAGGCUGUGCCUAUCCAGCUCCUUACUUGGAUGAAUAUGGAGAAACUGACCCUGGACUGAAGAGGGGUAAUCCUCUUCAUUUAUCUCGUGAGCGGUAUCGGAAGCUCCAUUUGGUCUGGCAACAGCACUGCAUUAUAGAAGAGAUUGCUAGGAGCCAGGAAACUAAUCAGAUGUUAUUUGGAUUCAACUGGCAAUUAUUGUGAGCUCCUGUUCUGCCUCAAGACAAUCAUGAAUGACAACAGUAAUAAAGACUGAUUUAAAAUUAUGGAGAGCUUUCUGAGGGCUGGGGAAAUAUUGGAGAUUUGGUCUCUGUCCACAUUCACUAUCGGAAUAUUGUUUUCAAUCAGCAAACAUGCACUACAAGGGAUAAAAGGACCUUGAUUAAUGUACUUCAUGCUCUAGAACAUUAAAGAAAUGCUUGCCCACCCCAAGUGUCUGACUCUGGAAAUGUUUCCAGAAAAGUCAUUCUCUUUCAUAAUCUUUACACUGGGUAAGUGAAGUCAUACCAAGCAGUUGUGCACAUUUUCAUGUGUUGGUUAAUUCUUCUGCUGCUUUGUUUUCCUUUUCCUGAGUGAACCUCAGCUAGCAUUGGAUCACUGACAAGAUUCUGAGCACUUAUGAUGGUCUUCCUGGCAGCUAAAGAGGAAUUGCAGAAAGCAUGCAUUACACUUCAAUUGAGAGAUUUCAAAAAAGAAAACUUCAUCAUUUCUCCUUUAAGUAAAUAUCCAUAAUGUGCCACCUGCUACUGUAAGCCAGAAAUGAAUGUGAAUCUCUUAAGGAACAGAAUAGAGGCACUGACAGUGUGGAUAAGAGUCUGUGCCACUUCAGGCCUUGAGAAGAGUCAGGAUUGUGUAUUCACUAUUCAUAUCUCAUAGUACAAAGAGCCUGUGGUCCUCACCUCUGACAGUUAGCUUGUUGAGUUUGAGAUUCUACUCUACAUUUUCCAAAGGCAAAUUCUGCAGUGAGAUAACCUUACCUCUUGAAGGUGGUACUGUACCAUCCUGUUUGACUCUCAGAAACCUGUUGCAGGGCCAGGGAUUUAGCUCAAUGGUUCUGCUGCCUGCCUC
Messenger RNA from Fukomys damarensis (Damara mole-rat), 6263 nucleotides. RefSeq names its product ubiquitin protein ligase E3 component n-recognin 1 (gene Ubr1). The transcript has 47 exons. The record is from RefSeq and is a predicted model, not a curated record. Gene Ontology annotation, cellular component: cytoplasm; ubiquitin ligase complex. Gene Ontology annotation, biological process: protein ubiquitination; ubiquitin-dependent protein catabolic process via the N-end rule pathway. Bases 138 to 5399 code for a protein of 1753 amino acids. Lineage: Eukaryota; Metazoa; Chordata; Mammalia; Rodentia; Bathyergidae. Gene Ontology annotation, molecular function: ubiquitin protein ligase activity; zinc ion binding.